AUGCCUGUAAACAUAGAUAUUGCUCCUUUCAAGCUGGACAUCGAUGAGCUGAUAGCUGAUUAUGCCAAGGAGAACUAUACGUCACUCGCUGAAUUCAAACAAGUGUGGAUGGCCAAGAAAUUUUCUUAUAUCUAUGAAGGCAGACCUAAGACAAACUCGGGUUUAUUCAUGCAGUCCCUCUUUCUGGAUUGUAUUGGUCAUUUGACUUCUCAAAGUUCACUACCCCAAAGAUUGGCUGGGCUUUACUGCCUUUACUGUCUGUAUGAGUGCCAGCCAUACAAGCCACAGUUCAAGAUUUAUUUGUCUCUUGAGGAGUGCAGGCAAUUGAAAGAUUUUGUUGUUACGGCUAAGCAAAAUGGACUGAAUCUUGUGGCUGCACUUGUCAAAAGGAUGCUGAAUAAGGGCAUGUUUUUGUUUGGCUACAUGAAUUUGAUUGAUGACAAUGGGGACAAGCAGGUUGAGGAAUUGACUGCAUUGCAGAACAAACGAGUAAAAUUUGCCUGUGACAAGUUAUUUGCAAAUACCCAAGCAGAAAGUUAUAUGCACAUGGACUUGGGUGCCGAGUUUGAACUUGAUAGCAUCAAGAAACUGUCGAAGGAGUAUGCAGAAGCAAAGGAAUUGGCCCUUGCAGAGGCAAGCCAAAUUGUGGCAGUUGAAGAUGCUAAGCACCUCCUUCAGAGUGACAAGCUGUUGGGUGACAAGAUAGGUGAAGUCGUCAAAGAAUGGGAUGCCCAGAAGGAGGGGUUCUACGAGAGAACAGGAUUAUCCCCUGGCAAUCGGCUCAUGGUGAUUGACAAUGAUGAAUCAGGAGUACAAUAUCACGAGGAUGGAUCCCGCGGCAAUCAGCUCAUGGUGGUUGACAAUGAUGAAUCAGGAGUACAGAAUCACGAGGACGAUGACUUUGAUGAAUUAGAUCAGCUGCUAGAGUGA
Molecule: messenger RNA, 930 nt
Organism: Miscanthus lutarioriparius
Lineage: Eukaryota; Viridiplantae; Streptophyta; Magnoliopsida; Poales; Poaceae
Source: the annotation of a GenBank genome assembly